AUGAUCUCUAUCAAAUAUCAAUAUGAAGACUCAGAAGAAUUAAAUAUUUGUGAAUAAGCAUCGAAUUCCUUUCUAUUAUUCAACCAAACUACUUAAAGCUAAGAAACUAAUGCCACAAUUUCAAAAACUAUAAAAAAAAAAACUCAUUCACGAAGAAAAUGCUAUAUUUAUGGAGACAAAGACAGGAGCAGCGCACUUUACAAAUACAUAAAAGAAAAAUAAAGAAGCUAUUUGGAUUUAAAUUCAAAAGCCUAUAACUCCACAUUUACUCCAGAGGAAGAUCGAAUACUGUUACUUUUGGUAAAAAAAUUAGGACCUAAAUUUUAAAAGAUUACCAAAUACUUCCCAGGAAAAACAAUGAAUAUGUUAAAGAAUCGAUAUUACAAAAGUCUUAAAAACUCAGAAGCUUCAAUAAUCCCAAAAGAGAUUGAAGAGGAACUUGUUGUAAAAAAUAAGUAUAAAAGAAUAAUGGGGAAAAAAAUCAUUAAAGUUUGGCCUGAAGAAUAAAGGAUUUCAGGUAUCAUUGAUAAAAGUGAGCUUUUCUCAGAAGCAAAAGAGAGGAUUUAAGUACUUUUUUAAGGAUUUACCUAAAUAAUUACAAACUUAAUGAAAAAUAAAUGA
This is a messenger RNA of Paramecium pentaurelia, 621 nucleotides long. The record is from the annotation of a GenBank genome assembly. NCBI's taxonomy places the organism in Eukaryota, Ciliophora, Oligohymenophorea, Peniculida, Parameciidae.